Molecule: messenger RNA, 1578 nt
Organism: Jaculus jaculus (lesser Egyptian jerboa)
Lineage: Eukaryota; Metazoa; Chordata; Mammalia; Rodentia; Dipodidae
Gene: Slc25a47
Product: solute carrier family 25 member 47
Exons: 6
Coding region: 1-996 (331 amino acids)
Biological process (GO): transport
Cellular component (GO): mitochondrion
Molecular function (GO): transmembrane transporter activity
Source: RefSeq, a predicted model, not a curated record
AUGCGGAGGGAGGAAAGGAGAAGUGUGAGCAAGCGGGCCGAGGCCUUGCCCCGUGCUGCGGCUGUGGAGGAAGCCCAGCCCUGCCUACCAGAGGCUUGUGUGUGCGGUGUUGCUGUGGGCUACCCUUUGGACACGGUGAAGGUCAGAAUCCAGACAGAGCCCAAGUACACAGGCAUUUGGCACUGCAUCCGGGACACAUAUCGUCAGGAGCGGGUGUGGGGUUUCUACCGGGGACUCUCGCUACCUGUGUGCACAGUGUCCCUGGUGUCGUCUGUGUCUUUCGGCACCUACCGCCACUGUCUGGCACACAUCUGCCGCUUCCGGUAUGGCAGCGCAGACGCCAAGCCCGCCAAGGUCGACAUCACCCUCUCGGGAUGUGCCUCUGGCCUUGUCCGAGUGUUCCUGACAUCGCCCACUGAGGUGGCCAAGGUCCGUCUGCAGACCCAGUCACAAACUCAGCGGCGAAGGCCCUCGGUCUCAUGGUCCUCCGCUGCUCCCCCUUUGUGUCCUGUGACCCCUGCAUACUCGGCACCUGGGCCCAAGUACCGUGGGCCACUGCACUGCCUGGCCACCGUGGCCCGUGAGGAAGGGCUUCGGGGGCUCUACAAGGGCAGCUCAGCCCUGCUUCUUCGGGAAGGUCACUCCUUUGCCACUUACUUCCUCUCCUACGCCAUCCUCUCUGAAUGGCUCACCCCUGCCGGCCAGAGCCAGCCAGAUGUCUUAGGUGUGCUGGUGGCUGGAGGCUGCGCUGGGGUCCUGGCCUGGGCUGUGGCCACUCCUAUGGAUGUGAUCAAGUCCCGCCUGCAGGCGGACGGGCAGGGUCAGCAGCGCUACCGGGGCCUUCUGCACUGUGUGGUGACCAGUGUGCGGGAGGAGGGCCCAAGGGUGCUCUUCAAGGGGCUGGCACUGAACUGCUGUCGUGCCUUCCCUGUUAACAUGGUGGUCUUCGUGGCCUACGAGGCUGUGUUGAGGCUCACUCGGGGCCUGCUCACGUAGCAGCCAGUGGGCAGGUGCCAGCAAUGUCUAGGUUGUAGCCGUUGGAGGAGGCAAAGGGAAACUUGGGUGGGGUUGGGACCCCACAGGGCCAUCACCAGGACAGCAGGGGCCCAACUUUGGCCUGCUCACUACUGACCACAAGGUUAGGGACGAUCUUUCAUCUGUGUGUGUGUGGGGGGGGGUUACAUGAGUCACAGAGAAGUGGGUGUCUUUGAUGAGGGGAUGGUCACAUGGAGUCAUUUGCUAUUGGCCAAUGGUUCCUUCCUGUCCUGUGGCUUUGUCUAAAUCCAAGACUUCAGAGCACAGCCUGCGUCAGUGCCGCUGGGUACUUGGACACAGUCCAGCCUCUGCCAUUGCUCAUCCUGACCCCUCAGACAAGCUGGGGAUAGGACGGGAGGCAGAAUUGUCUGGCUCUAGCUCAGGCUGGUUUCCCACACCAGGCUGCCCAGGAGGGCAUUGUAAGGGCAGCGUGGCCACCUGGGCUUUGGCUCUGGCAGAGGCCUGGGUCCAUUGUUCUUGCUGGCUGGGGACCUCUGGUAUAGGUGUCAUUACACACCUUCACGCUGUACACACGGUGCCAGU